Camelina sativa (false flax) is the source of this 1416-nucleotide messenger RNA. Its product is annotated as tryptophan aminotransferase-related protein 4. Gene Ontology annotation, biological process: amino acid metabolic process. Gene Ontology annotation, molecular function: carbon-sulfur lyase activity; transaminase activity. Lineage: Eukaryota; Viridiplantae; Streptophyta; Magnoliopsida; Brassicales; Brassicaceae. The record is from RefSeq and is a predicted model, not a curated record.
AACAACUGUUUUGAUUCAUUUGUAAUAUAUAUGUAUUGUUAAAUUGAAUCCUUUUAUACUUACCAGUAGCCUGAAAGAGUUGUGGUUUUAAUAAAUGAGUAUACAAACAGUUUGAAGCAUAAGUUUUUGCAGGUUUUAAGUAAAGAUGCUGCUGAAGAAGCUACUUCUUACGGUGUCAAUCAUCUUGAAUAUCGUAUUCACCAUCCAUAUUCUUUAUAAUAAUUCAACCAAAUGGAAUCCAACGUGGACCAAUUAAGCUGCGGUUGAAGCUGAAACUGCAGCCUCUGUUUCAUGCUCAGGACAUGGCAGAGCUUACGUGGAUGGUCUUGGUGUCCUUGAUGGCCAGAAACCUCCUUGUGAGUGCAACAAUUGCUACACAGGCAAAGAUUGCUCCGUUCUUCUCAAAGAUUGCCCUGUCGAUGCUAACUCAGGAGACCCUUUGUUCUUGGAGCCUUUCUGGAUGCGAGAAGCCGAGAGCAGUGCAGUUUUGGUCUCGGGAUGGCAUAGGAUGAGAUAUAAUUAUCAAGAUGGGACACAUGUGUCUCGAGAGCUCGGAAAGGUCAUUAGAAAACUGCAUAGUGUAUUGGGAAACGCUGUUACAGAUGACAAAUUCGUAAUCUUUGGAUGUGGAUCCACACAAUUACUUGCAGCAGCUGUCCAUGCCUUGUCUUUGACAAACUCAUCAGUAUCAUCACCUGCAAGGCUUCUGACUUCUAUUCCAUACUACUCUAUGUACAAGGCCCAAGCAGAGUUCUUUGAUUCAGCACAUCUCAAGUUUGAAGGAGAUGCGUCUGCGUGGAAGCAGAGCGAGCACAAUGAUAAUAUCACGCAAGUUAUAGAGGUAGUGACAUCUCCGAAUAAUCCAGAUGGGGAGCUGAAAAGAGCGGUUCUUGAUGGUCCUAAUGUAAAAACAGUUCAUGAUUAUGCUUAUUACUGGCCUUAUUUCUCACCUAUUACACAUCCAGUUGAUGGAGAUUUGAGCCUGUUUAGUCUCUCCAAGACUACAGGUCAUGCUGGCUCAAGAUUCGGGUGGGGAUUGGUAAAGGACAAAGCUGUUUACGAAAGAAUGAAAAGAUAUAUAAGUUUAACUAGUAUGGGUGUUUCAAGAGAUACACAGCUUCAUGUCCUGAAGUUGCUCAAAGUAAUAGUUGGCGAUGGAGGCGAUGAGAUAUUCCAUUUUGGCUAUGGAACUUUGAAGAAAAGAUGGGAGACACUGAACAAGAUAUUCUCCAUGUCCACGCGUUUUUCGCUCCAGACAAUCAAACCUGAGUAUUGCAACUAUUUCAAGAAAGUCAGAGACUUUACUCCUUGUAAUGCAAGAAAGUGAGACUUUUGGUUUGGUACUAUAUAAAACUUAUAAUCAUGUGCAGUUGAUGUCCAAAUCGGUCCAAUUAGAGUAUUUUAGUUCGGUGUUUA